CCUGGACCCCGGGCGGCCUCACAGAGUCACUCGUCCUUGGCGCCAUGCCCAGGUGCGCACAGCCGCCCCUUGCCCCGGCAGACGCCCUCCGCGCUCGCACAUCCGCGCGCCGCCGACACCCCUCGGAGCUCCCGGAGCGCGCCCCGCUCUCAGGGAUCGGCAGCAGGUGCCUCGCCGCGCAGACUCGCCGGGCGCGGGGACCGGCUCGGGCGCGGGGCCGGCUGGGGCGGGGCAGCGGCGCGCGUUCCCCGCCGGCCACACGGGCCGCCCUGCGCCCGGCGAGGGGCGUGUGCACCGGCUGGGGACCCGCGGGCCCCAUGUUCACGGAGCUGAGGACCAAGCCGAGCCCCCCGCGAGGCCGCGCCGGGGCUGUGCGCGCCGGCUUCGGGGAGCGUCGGGAUGUGGACGCCACUGCCCACUUCAGCUUCUGCCGGACCCUCCUGGAGCACACGGUGUCGGCCGAGAGCAUCCCCUGCCCCCUGCCUCGGACCCCGGGCACCAGCCUCACGUGGCACGACUCCCGCAGCCAGAGGGCAGCUGGCAGCCGGCAGGUCAAGCUCCUUCAGCAGCCCGGCACCGAGGCCCCCCAGGGCCGGCUGUACUCUGACCACGAUGGCCUGUACCACACAAGCCCCUCCCUGGGUGGCCUGACGAGGCCCGUGGUCCUGUGGAGUCAGCAGGACGUCUGCAAGUGGCUCAAGAAGCACUGUCCCCACAACUACCUCGUCUACGUGGAGGCCUUCUCCCAGCACGCCAUCACCGGCCGGGCACUGCUGCGGCUGAACGCGGAGAAGCUGCAACGGAUGGGGCUGGCGCAGGAGGCGCAGCGGCAGGAGGUGCUGCAGCAGCUGCUGCGCCUGCAGGUGCGCGAGGAGGGGCGGAGCCUGCAGCUGCUCAGCCAAGCUUCCUUCGGAAACAUGUCCUAGCUGCUGCCUAGGCUUGAACGCCGGACCUCAGCACUGUGACCGGAGCCCCUGACGAGCACGAGGCAGAGCUGGCCGUGCAGCCCCUCUCAGACCCCGCGUGACGCCCCAGGGGCCAAGCCCAGCCCCAUGGACAGGUGGGACGAGCGUCGCCACCUCCAGCCACCUCUGGUUGUGCACUCCGGGCAGUGCCUGGGAGUGGGCGGGCGGGCAGGCAGGGGCUGCUUGAGUGGGGCCCUUCCUCCCAGGACCUGAGCCCAGGCCCACCCCCUGGCGCUGCUGGCAGCAUGCAGGGCAGCCACCUGGGGCCAGAGCCGGUUUGGACACCCCCAGCCUCCCAAGGAGUCUGUUUAUUUAUGUUCCCUUCGCCGGCACCCUCCAUCGCCUGCUGAGUCACGCGUCUUCUAGGCACCCUGCCCUCGCCCAGGGCCAGAGGUCUGCCCCCUCGCCCCGUUUACGCCCUCCCCCAGCCCCUAGAGGACUGCCACACAGGUGGGGUAAACUGCCAAGGCUCCCUUUGGUGUGUGGCCCUCCCCGUCCUUGCCCAGAGAACGGUCAUUGGCCCAGCCCAGCCCGCCACCGUGCCAAGGGCUCUCACUCAUUUUUGAAACCCUUACCACGCCCCCAUCUACUCACGGGGACUGGGACACACGCCCAAGGCCUGACCCCAGGAGGACCCCACGCCCAGUGCCAGGCUCACCUGUGUCCUGGCCUUAGGUUGGGGGACGGCUCCCUCCUCCCAGGGUCAUGGAGACUGCCUUCCAGGCUUAGUCAUGGGUGGGCGUUCCCGCUGCCCCUUUCCCAGGAGAACCCGGAUCCACACAAGAACUGUUCUGACAGCUGCACCCCCAUGCCCACCCAGUGGAGACCCAGCCAGCACCUGAGCAACCACUCGUGGGCCCAGCAGAGGGAUAGCUAGGGCAGUCCUGGCAGCCCCACCCUCUUGCACCUCUGCCCACUCAACCCCCUGGGGAUUCUGAAAAUCCUGGAGACAGAUGGGGCUGAGCCACCAGAUCCCAAGCCGCGCCCUGUGCCAGCCUCAGGAUGGGAGGUUGGUUGUUGCAGGUCCCAUGUGGAAUUUGAACAACUGGCCUGGUGCCCCCCAUCCCGUGCGCCUCCCCAUGGGAAGCCCCUCAUCCUGCCCGGCUGCCCUGAAUAUCCCUGGCCACCUCAUGCCAUCACGACAUGACCCUUUCCAGGGAGCCCUUCCUGUCUCUCUCCCCUUUUCCCUCCCUGUCUUGGACCCUCAGCCCCGCUGUGUUCCUGUCUCAUCUUCCUUGUUUUGCGCUUUUUUAUAUUCUGACAAAAAAAUCAGAAAUAAAUUUGGUUCUCAAGUGC
This is a messenger RNA of Orcinus orca (killer whale), 2261 nucleotides long. RefSeq names its product sterile alpha motif domain containing 10 (gene SAMD10). Gene Ontology annotation, cellular component: cytoplasmic side of plasma membrane. The record is from RefSeq and is a predicted model, not a curated record. Bases 45 to 926 code for a protein of 293 amino acids. The transcript has 5 exons. NCBI's taxonomy places the organism in Eukaryota, Metazoa, Chordata, Mammalia, Artiodactyla, Delphinidae. Gene Ontology annotation, biological process: cell surface receptor protein tyrosine kinase signaling pathway. Gene Ontology annotation, molecular function: protein binding.